Molecule: messenger RNA, 2004 nt
Organism: Morone saxatilis (striped sea-bass)
Lineage: Eukaryota; Metazoa; Chordata; Actinopteri; Moronidae
Gene: cnih1
Product: cornichon family AMPA receptor auxiliary protein 1
Exons: 5
Coding region: 126-560 (144 amino acids)
Biological process (GO): vesicle-mediated transport
Source: RefSeq, a predicted model, not a curated record
CCAGCUUGCUAAACACUCUCUGAAGAAGAAGACCAGCUGACAAAUCUCAAAACGGUUGCGAAGCUGCCUGCAUCACCCGCCGACCGAGCCAGGAACCGACUAGCAGAACCGGAGGAGAAAAAAAAAUGGCGUUCACAUUCGCGGCCUUUUGUUACAUGCUCGCUCUGCUGCUCACGGCGGCGCUUAUCUUCUUCGCUAUCUGGCAUAUAAUAGCAUUUGAUGAACUGAAGACUGAUUACAAGAAUCCUAUAGAUCAAUGUAACACUUUAAAUCCGCUGGUGCUCCCAGAGUAUCUCAUCCAUUUCUUCUUCUGCGUGAUGUUCUUCUGUGCGGCCGAGUGGCUCACUCUCUGUCUCAACUUGCCACUGCUGGCUUAUCAUGUCUGGAGAUAUAUGAGCAGACCUGUGAUGAGCUGUCCAGGACUCUACGACCCGACAACCAUCAUGAAUGCCGACAUCCUGGCGUUCUGUCAAAAAGAAGGCUGGUGCAAACUGGCUUUCUACCUCCUGUCAUUCUUCUACUAUCUCUACGGGAUGAUUUAUGUUCUGGUGAGCUCUUAAACCAGACCAUGAAGGACAAGGACCUGCAUGUACAGUAGAAGACCAGACACUAUGAUCUUAGUGCUGGAACACUGGACCUGCUGGAGACCACCGUUCAGCAACACAAGACGCCAUUACAAGCGGACGAACUCUCGACCCCCACACACAGCGCAGAGUUUCAUUUCGGAAACAUUUAGCCCGUUUUAAGAGAAUAUCUCGGUCGCAGCGUUCCUCUCAUAGCACUAUAGUUUAACUUUUAUGGAAAAUAAGGACAAACCUGAAUGGACAAGUUUAUUUUUUCUUUCCUUUAUUUUUUAUUUUUAAUGGUGUGGUGAUUUUUGAUGCUUGGGAUUUAAAUAAAGUUUUUUCUUUCUUUCUUUUUAUUUUUAUUUUUCUCAAUCUUGGUUCCCAACUUUUGAGUGUUUACAGAUUAGGUAGACAUUUUCAGGUGUGCAUUAUCUGUGAGAAUCUGAGCUGCGUGCUGAGCUGCAUUAGCUUUUUCUGUGAAUUAGAUUCUGGGCUUUAACAGCUAAUUUAUACCUGCCACGUGAUUCAUUAUCAUCACUAAAAAACUAAAAAAAAAAGCGCAAACUAGACUUCUGUUCUUGCCCACAGACACAUAUGGUCUUAAUAUGAACAGUUUGGGACUUGAUGGUACAGUUAUGUACAGCGAGGGCUGAAGUGCAUGGGUUAUUAUCACUUAGUGAAACGUGUUGCACAGGGACAAUCAUAGUCUGGUUGUCACAACAUCAGUUUUUAAACUAUCUGAUGUAUCGUUUCCAUACUGCAGACCUAUUUAUCAUUACAUUUGAAUCCUGUAAUCCCUGUUGAAAUCAAUGGCAAUAUUUGUUUUCCUAAGUGUGAAUCCAGAGUAGACUGCUAUGUGUAUGUGACCUGUAUUUCUGUAGAAUCGCCCUUUGCAGCUAUCCAUAAAUUUUAAAAAAGGUAGACUCAACAGUACGGUAAUAUAUUCAGCAUUAGGCGGCAACAGUACUCUGUUAUUCUCUGCUUUCUGCGUUUGAGCUUUGGUAGGAAUCUGCUGAUGUGCCAUACUGUUGAAUGUACCUUUUUGAAAUUCCUCAACUGUUUUUGUCUUUGAGCAUUUUGUUCAUUUUCAACAUCAAAUAUUCCGCCGUGUUAGGUUAGCGACUCCAGUGUUUUAUUUAUUCAGUGUUUUUAAGUUUUCUUUUAAUGUCUCCAGAAUAUCAAGCACUCCUCACAGUGUCGGAUCAUUUCCAGAAUCAAACUUUGGAAAGUGGUGUUUCUGUCUUCUUUAGGCCAUUAGAAACAAUUGGUAAAUACUAGAGUAUUUAUUGCCAUUUUCAAAUGUGUACAUUUAUCAGGGAAAGGGAUGAUCAUUCGUCACAGAUAGGUUUUUUUUUUCUAUUAGAUCCCAUCAUGUCACAUCUAGGAAAUGACAACUUAAGUUUAUUUGAAUCUAAAUAAAAAAUAUCCCACUCUGUUA